Messenger RNA from Colletotrichum abscissum, 1560 nucleotides. RefSeq names its product ThiF family protein. The record is from RefSeq and is a predicted model, not a curated record. Gene Ontology annotation, molecular function: SUMO activating enzyme activity. The coding region runs from base 1 to 1560 and encodes 519 amino acids. The transcript has 2 exons. Gene Ontology annotation, cellular component: SUMO activating enzyme complex; cytoplasm. NCBI's taxonomy places the organism in Eukaryota, Fungi, Ascomycota, Sordariomycetes, Glomerellales, Glomerellaceae. Gene Ontology annotation, biological process: protein sumoylation.
AUGGAGGAGCAAACGCAAACGAAGGAGACGCCGGUGCAAGAGACGCAGGCGCAGCAGCAGCCAGCACAGCAACCCGCACAAGAAACCGCGGCCCCGAGUAGCAACGCGCCAGCUCAGGAAACCGCUCUGCCUCACAUGCCUUUUCCCAAUCCCUCCAACGGGUUCGAUCCUAGCAUGCAAGCCGCGCCAAUGGACCAGGUACUCCCGGAAGCGUUGCAGGAAGUCAUCCCCGGAGCCAUGCCCGGCAUCCUUCCCGGCAUGUUGCCCACGGGCGAGAUGUUCAUGCCUCAGAUCCUCCAGCAGAACGGACAGCAGCAAAUCUUCAUGGGCAACGACAUGCUUCCAAAUAUCCCAGCUCCGGCGCCGGGCAUGAGCGCAGAUGAAAUUGCGCUCUACGACCGUCAAAUCCGCCUCUGGGGCAUAAAGGCCCAGGAAAAGAUCCGCAACGCCAACAUCCUCCUCAUCACAAUGAAGGCCCUCGCCAACGAAAUCGCAAAGAACCUUGUCCUCGCCGGCAUCGGCUCCCUCACCAUCCUCGACGGCGCCCCCGUCUCGGAAUCAGAUCUGGGCUCCCAGUUCUUCCUCUCCGAAGAGGAGCACCACGUCGGGCAGAACCGCGCCCAGGCCGCCGCCGCCGCCAUCCAGAAGCUCAACCCGCGCGUCCGCGUCCACGUCGACGCCGAGGGCAUCAAGUCCAAGGGCACGAGCUACUUCUCCGCGUUCGACAUCGUCAUCGCCACCGACCUCGACCCGGACUCCCUCAACAUCAUCAACACAGCCACCCGCCUGCACCAGCGCGCCUUUUACGCCGCCGGCACCCAGGGCCUCUACGGCUUCGUCUUCUCCGACCUCAUCGAGCACGACUACGUCAUCGAGCGCGACCUCGGCAACAUCGCCACCAAGCUCGCGCCAGAGACGCGGACCCGCAGCGUCGUCGCCGUCAACACCAAAAAGGAAGGCGGCAAGACCAUCGAGAUGGUGACCAAGCGCGAGCUCUACUCGACCUGGUACCUCGCCAGCGACGGCGCCACCCUGCCCGACGAGUACGCAAAGAGCGCGCGCAGGAAAAAGGCCGUCAGCCCCGUCAUCUCGUGCCUGCGCGCCCUCUGGGACUUCCAGGUGCUCAACAGCGGCCGCCUCCCCAGCCACACAAAGGAGGACCUCGGCCUCUUCACCAAGCUCGCCACGGCCAAGCACGCCCAGCUCGGCCUGCCCUCGGAGACGCUGCGCUCCGAGGUCCUGCGCGGCUUCCUGCAAAACAUCGGCAGCGAGAUGGCCCCCGUCACCGCCAUUCUCGGAGGCCAGCUGGCGCAGGACGUCAUCAACGUCCUCGGCCAGACGCAGCAGCCCAUCCAGAACAUGGUCAUCUUUGACGGCAACACCAUGGAGGCGUCGGUCCUCCCGCUCCACCCCGUCGGCGAGCUGGGACGCGGCCUCCUCUCGCUCGCUGCUCCCGCCGGCCUCAUGCCGAAUGGCGGGGGCCUGAUGCCUGCUGAUCCCAGCAUGAUGAUGAGCAUGGAUGGUGCGGUGGACUUCAACAACCAGAUCCUCACGCAGUAG